GUUGGCAGCAUUGUCACGUGGUCUCCCAUAGCAACCGCCCAGUGUCACCGCUUCCACACCAGCAGAAGUACGGCAGCGACUCCGGUCGGGGAUCAGAUGAGAAUUUGGUGCGCCGUCUCAACUCUGCCGGGUUGCGUUGCCUUCCCGUCGGCCGAGCACAGGCCGCGGGGAGCCUGCGAGCUGGAAAAUUUGACGGAUCUGAAAGAGACGGACAGCCAACGAGCACCAUGAGUCACUUCAAUCCGGGGCUUAUUUCAGCCUACAACAGCCUGACAGACAAACACCUCACCGGCUAUUUCAGCAGUACUCGCAUCAGGAGACACCUGCAGAGAGCCGGACUGAUCACCAGGAGUGGGCACAUCGUCCCAGAUAAGGAAUACAAACACAAGCUACUUAAGAGAGCCGAGCAAAAACAUGUCCGAGAGUGCCUGGCUCAGGCCAUUUUCCUCAAGGUGCUGGAGAUGGAGCGUCUCCAUCAGACGGAGAUCAAAAGAAAACUGGAGGAGUUUGCCCGGAGGGAGCGAGUGCACAAGAUGAAGGUGGCACGCACAAGGCGAUUUGAAGACGAUGUCCGACUGAUGUCGCCACGCCCGCCCGUGGGUGCGAAGGCUGUCCGAAAACAGCACUCAGGACCCGUGGGCGGUCAUUUCGGAUCCUCAGAAUCUCCAUGUUCCUCUCGACCCAACACGGCUCCAGGAAAGAUGCAGCGGCCCGCGCGCUUGAAACCAAUCCACGGCAGCAAUAACAAAUGCGGCUCCCCUCGCAGGGUCAACGAGGCUUUCGGUGACAAGCACCCGCCGUUCAGAUGCACCACGGACAGAGAGUCCAGGAAGCACGAGUCCAUCCCAUGGGACCCCCCGCCCGGCAUCUCACCUUACUACCUGCCGGUGAUCAACAACUUUGCCACGCCGCUCCCUCCUGCCACCAAGAAGAAAGUCAGGGGGCCCGGCUGCACUCCGGGCGGCACUCCCGGUCUCGGGGGCCGCAGACGAUUGCGCCCCGCCGCUACCAUCGGCGCGGUCGACGCCAAUGAGGAGCAGUCCCUUUUGAGGACUUCUGUGCCGACGAGCAAAGCGCGAGUCACCAUGGUGUAUUUCGGUAAAUCUGUGCACCUCUCCCAUGACGCGGAGGACCUGAGGGACGAGGUCCAAGUCUUUCAGCAACACUGCGGAGGCGAGAACCUCUGCGUGUAUAAGGGCAAGCUCCGUGAAGGAGAGACGUUCCAGUUCGUGUCGAGGCGACAUCGAGGUUUCCCCUUUAGCUUGACCUUCUUCCUGAACGGCCUGCAAGCGGAGCGCCUCAGCUCCUGUUGCGAGUUCAAGCACAGGCGAGGCCCCCGACUGGGCGGCAGGCACGGACACUUUGGCUUCAGCGCCGUCGAGCGGGCAUCGCCCUGCUACAAGUGCAUCAUCGCAAUGGGGCUGGACAGGAAACCUGCUCCUCCACCCAAGAAAGUCCAAGAUGCCGGAGGAAGACUCGAGGAGGCCGGGAGCACAGCCCACUCAGGACCCGUGAGCACCUCGCCGCAACAAGACGACAAAAACGGAGACGAUUAUGACGAAGACUUUGAAGGAGAUGACAACGUCGCCGUCGAGGGAUUCAACGAAAAGAAAGCUUCACCUGCGAGCGGAGGAACUGACGCGCAGGCUCAAGACAAAACUUCAUUGGACUCUGAAGGCGACCACGAAGAAGAGGAUGACACGAGGCCUCGUUCGGGUUCCGUCUCCAGCGAGGAGAGCCAAGCGGAGGUCGUCGAAGACUCCGCAGAGGACGAGGAAGAAGCAGAAGAAGCCAAGGAAAUCCUUCAAGAGGAAAUCGUGGAGGAGGAAGACCACGUGAACCCAGAAGAAGCCGCGGUUGCCGUGUCGAGCACAAAUGUGGACGUCUCCGCCGCUAGUGGGAAAGAACAGAGCCGGGAGAAAACAGAGGGCCCCGAGGCAGAAGAAGAGAGCAAGUCGGAGGAGCUGGAGAGGGCCAAAUCUGUGCAGGAAAAGCUCGCCGAAGCCAUCCCGAAGGAGUCGCAGUGUAGAUUUGAGCCAGAGCUGAGCGAGACCAAUACCGAAGAGGAGACGCUGCCAUCGGCAGACCAAGGCCAGGAGCUAAAAAAAGAUGAAGCUGUUCUGAUGGAAUCUCAAGUCGCCGAAGCGUCUGAGCCGAAAGAAGAACCCCAUGAGAACUCUGACGAUGUUAAAGAUGAGAUGGGAACGGAACAGGAGGCAGUGAAGGAAGCCAAAGAUGGAGGCGAUUCCGAGGAGAAAAUGGAGGAAGGCGACGGGACUUUUGAGUCUCCUGACGAUGCUUCGGCUAUCUCCGUCGAAAAGAAAAUUGCAGGUGCUGACUCAGAGGUAAAGCCAACCGGAGAGACAACAGAGACGCAGGCAGAGGAGACUGCCGGAGGAUCGGAAUUCGAAGCAACGCCGGAGGCAACGGUUUCUAAAGAAGACAACGUCAAGGACGAGGGCGUCAGAGUGCAAGAGGACCAAGAAGCAUCGGUUGAUAUUGAGGCCACGAGCGAAGGACGAGACGAUCCCGCGGUCAAAAGUGAGGAACGCGGUCGCAAAGAGGAAGAAGAAACAAAGCCGCGUGAGGCAAACGAGGAAAGUGAACGGGACAGAAGUCAAACUGAGGAAUGCCCAAAUAUAGAAAACACUCCAGCGGAUCCAAAAGACGAGACACAAACCAACCAAGGCGAAGCGGUGGCAACCCUCGAUCGAGAUGAGCCCGAUGAAUCGGAAAAAACUGAGACAGAAAACGAGAGCGCGGAGGGCAAAAAAGUCAAUGAAGAAAAGGCCAGUGAAGUUCAGGAAACAAACGCGGGCGAUGGAGAAAUUGCGAUCGGGAAAGACGAGAAGGAAACCGAAGAAAGUACAGAUGGGACGGGCAAAGACGAUGUCGUGAUUACUGCUCAAAGGGAGGAAGGUGAAGAAAUUGAAAAAGCCAUCGUGGAGGCACGUCAAGCUGAAGAAAGUAAAGACGUACCCGAUAAGGACGAAGAAGAGAACAUCGUUUGCGCUGAGGCCCAAGAAAGUGAAGAAAUCAAACAAGCAACUACAGUUAACGACGACGAAAGUAAAGUGACGGGAAAAGUUGAGAAUGAAGCCGAAGAAAUUGAAGUUUCUCAAGAUGACAAAGAGAAAAUUGUUACUUCCGAGGUCCAGGAAGGAGAAGAACUGGACAAAGCAACCGUUUAUAACGAAGAAGAAAAUGAAGCAGCAACAGAAGACGAAAACAAAGUUGAAGAAAGAAAAAAUGCGAUGGACAAUGACGAAGAACAGAAAACAGUUGACGCUCAGAUCGAGGAAGGUGAAGAAUUCAGCAAAUUGACCACCGACGAUAAAAAAGAAAAAGCUCCGGCAGAGAAAGACGAUGCGGGUAAAGACGCGAGCGAAUUGACGGUGCGUUCCGACGACGGCGAAGAAAUCAAAAAGGCAACCCCGGACGACGCCGAGGAAAGUCACCUUGUGACGGGUCCGGACGACGACAAAGAUAUUAUUCCUGCCGAGACGGAGACAGGUGGCCAAAUCGACAAAUCCAGCGUUGCUAACACGGAGCAAAGUAAACGGGAAGAUCCGAACAAAGCAAAAGAAGGCACAAAUGCAACCGUUAACCCUGAACGGGAGAAGGUUGUCAACUCCGACACGGAGCAACGACGAGAAUCAACGAAGGAUGCCCAGGAAGCGGAGAAAACGUCAGAAGAGCAAAGCGAGGACCAAAGAAUUGCUACGAUGGGGAAUGUUGGUGUCUUUCGAGAAGCAAAUAUGACGAGCGCGACGGGAGAGACGACGGCGGACAAAGUUCGGAUCAUGGAAAAAGGUCAACGGAGUCAAGUGGACGCUGAAAACAGGGAAACGUCCACUCAAGAAGAAGGUAGCUCUCACCAGGACAAACGUGGGGACAAUUUAUCGGAGCAAAGUGAAAAAGGACGAGAGCCUGAUGAAGAGUCGGCGGAACGCAAACGUUUGGACGUCAAGUCGGAAAAAAACGAAGAUGUCCGUCGGGUAGAAGGCGGUGCCGAGAUAGAGCGGGAUAAAAACGACUCCGAAACCGGAGCACCGAGAAUUGACGCAAUCCAGGAGCUCGACUCCGAUGAUUCAAAAAGAAACAGACAAGACGACGAGGUCGUUAAAGAAACUCCAAAAAACAAGGCCGGUCCGUCAUCCGUAGUCGGCGCGGCGGUUGAAACAUUCCCCAAAGAGAAAACGUCUUCCAAACCUCCGAGCCAAAAUGAGCUGCCGGGGGCUGAGGCUGGGACAGAGGAAGCCGGUAAAGCCUCGGAGGAAGGAGCAAGCGCCCUCUUCCAAACCCGAAAACAGUCAAAUUCUCAAUCGGUCAACCAGCUCCCGCAUGGGGAACGUCCAGAGGCGCUAGCAAGAGCAAGUAGCACGGAGCUCGUCACCAACUGGUUAACCACACAUCAAGCGUCUAAGUUCUUUGAAACUUUUGUUGAACCUCUGGAAGACCUCAGGGAAUCCGACGCGGGUGGCGGCAAGGAGACCAGACAAUCCUCCGAGCUUCUGAAAAUUGUUGAGACAUCCCAUGAGAAGGUUGCAGCCAAGGCAGCGGAAGUGAGUCACACCAAAGGUGAAGCUCAGUCGUACCCGGAGCGAAAUCCCACAAAAGACGACUGGGAGGUGUCCGAUGACGACGUGGAGGAUGACGUGAAAGCGCUCCGACUAAACACCAAGAAUGAAACGAAGCUCAAAGCCAAAGACCAGCGUAAAGGAUCUCUUGCGAAAGACGCGGCUGAAUCAACAGACGGGAUGCCGGGAAUCAAAAAUGAGACUGCGGAGCAAAUCGUUGAAAAGGCGCCCCGCUCGGAUGUCGAGCCCACGGCAACCGAAGGCGUGAAUGGAUCUCCCGAAAACGUAACGCAUCUUGCGCACGAGAAAGUCAAAGGGCCGACAUCUCCGGAUGACAAAGAAGAGCUAACCGCGCGUAGCCUUUUUCAAACGUCCAGUUCAGACGUCGGAAGUCACGUGGAUGUCGAGGACAAAGCGUCCGUCACCCGGAGAACGCGGCUGACGGACGAUAUCGUCAGUCAAGACCGUUUGAGCGUGUGGUCAUUGAACAAAAUGCCUCUGGGUCCAAGUUCUUAUCCUUUAUUGGCAUCGUCCAGACCCGAGAGUGGACAUUAGCCAGCAUGUUGGUCUGCAGUUUUCGACUGGAAACAUUUCCCGGCAGGGGUGUUAUUUAAUCAAGUGGCUACUUUGUGCGAGCUUGCAAACUUUGAUUCACAUAUGGCCAUGAUCCGUAUCGCAUAGGUAGACUUUUUUUCCAAAAAUAUUUAAGGCCAUGAUUGCCAAGUGGUUCUUAGGAAUCACUGCGUAUAUUAUCAGUGGUUCUCAAAACCCCGGGGGAAAUAUUUUGGUAACUGUUCAACAAAUAAAUGAUUCCCUUAGCAUUUCAAGGUGCACUUUAUUAUAAGUGUGGUGCUCAAGACCACAAUAUCUGGCACCAUGACUUGCUCGAGACCAGAACUCACCGAAACCACGGCCUGACCAAAUAUUUUUGAAAGUAGAAACCAAAUCGAGACCAACACCGAGACAAUUAUGACAAAACCAAGACAAUAAUAACAUCGACAAGAACAACAACAACAAAAAAACAGAACAAGGUUGAAAAAUUAACCAGCAUUGUCGCUUGAAUUUACUUUACAUUGUUUGAGUGCUUCUAGUCAUGAUCACGUUAAAGAAGUCUUUUCUCAAACAGGCUUGGUUCACAAUCGAAUGAAAUGGUCUCUUACCUGCAAGCGGAUCCUCCUGCUCGCAUUCAACCCUCCCAAAAUUAAUAAUUGACAGCGGCCGGUCUCCCAGUACUUCGCUGCUUGGGCGACGUUCCCCCAAUUAAACAUGAAUUUCACGUUCCUCUGAAGAGUACGGCUUGACGAGCGCUAAUGUUACGUCAUUGUUUGUCAUUAAAAUGAUGAAAAG
Messenger RNA from Hippocampus zosterae (dwarf seahorse), 5927 nucleotides. It is a transcript of the gene erich3, whose product is annotated as glutamate-rich 3. NCBI's taxonomy places the organism in Eukaryota, Metazoa, Chordata, Actinopteri, Syngnathiformes, Syngnathidae. The transcript is spliced from 13 exons. The record is from RefSeq and is a predicted model, not a curated record. Bases 228 to 5135 code for a protein of 1635 amino acids.